CUCCCGGCGCCGCGGACGCGCACCGGAGUCCCCUGGUCCUUGGGGGCGGGCGGCGGGGACCCGCGUGCAGGGAGCCGAUGGAGCCGGCGCGGGCGCCCCGGGAGGACGGCGGGGCCGAGGAGCUGCUGGGCGAGCUGGAGCGGCUGGUGAAGGACGUGGUGAGGGCGAGCUCGUGGUGGGAGCGCCGCGGCUUGGACUGCGCCAUCCUGGCACUCAGCCUCCUGGCCGUGCCGGCCGGGCUCCUGUGCCUGCGCUCUGAGAACGUCCUGAUCUUUGCCUUUGGCAUCUCCGUCUUGGGUGUGUGCCACUAUACCCUCACUGUCAAGGGCAGUCACCUGGCCACUCACAACGCCCUCACUGAGUCCAAAUACUGGAACAGGAUCUUAGCACUUUUCUUUGUGGAGGUAUGCACUGCCUUCCCUGCAGAGUAUGCGAAGCAUGGCCACGUCAAGCUGCACCAUGGCUACACCAAUGUGGUGGGUCUGGGGGACUCGAGCACAUGGAAGCUGCCUUGCCUCAACCGCUACAUCUACAUGUUCCUAGCACCCUUCUUAGUCCCCAUUGUAACCCCUCUGGUGGCUCUCGAGCGGCUGAGGAAGGUGGAGCUGAGGUCAGCUCUGCAGACACUGGGCCUGAUUUCCCUGGGCCUCUAUUCCCACUACUGGCUGCUUCUCAAUGUGUCAGGCUUCAAGAGCCCCAGCUCGGCCCUGGCCUGCAUGCUGCUCAUCAGGUGUCUGCUGGCCCACCCCUACCUCCACGUCAACAUCUUCCAGCACAUUGGGCUCCCCAUGUUCUCCUUGGACAAGAAGCCCCGGCGGAUCCACAUGAUGAGUUUGGGCGUGCUUAACCUGCCCCGGCUGCCGGUGCUGGACUGGGCAUUCGGCCACUCACUCAUCAGCUGCCACGUGGAGCACCACCUCUUCCCCACACUCUCGGACAACAUGUGCCUGAAGGUGAAGCCUGUGGUGUCCAAGUUCUUCCGCGAGAAGCAGCUGCCGUACAACGAGGACUCCUACCUGGCUCGCUUCUGGCUGUUCUUCGACCGCUAUGAGGAGUUCAUGGUGCAGGCCCCGCCGAUCACAGAGCUGGUGGGGCUGCAGUGAGGGCUGGGCUCCAGCCCUGGCCCAGCCCUGGUCCUGCUGCUGCUCCUGGCCCCAGGGGUGUGGUGCAGUGGCGGGUCAUGGACCUGGAGCAUGGAGGCCUUGGGCAGGCAGCGGGACAGGCCAGCUCAUGCUGUUUGGUCUUUUGGCACUCAAGGAGUGUCUGGGGGAAGGGAGUAAUGGUGGCUGAGCAACAUGGCCAGUCUGGGUCUCAGCUGGCUCCAUCUCCUUCCUCAGCCCAUCUGAACCUGCAGAGGGCUGAGGGUGGGGGACUGAAGACGAGGCAGCAUCUUGUUUGUGCCCUGGCCGCCUGGGAGACGGGAAGAAGCACACACAGGAGCGUCAGCCCCAUGGGCUGGGGCCUUCCUGGUGCCAGGAAUAUCCCUCACUGGCUCAGCCGCUGUUACUUCCUGCACUGUUUGAGGCCCUGCUCCCCCGAUGUCCCUCUCCCCACAUACAGGGCCAGCCACUUUUGGCAGAGCCCCUGAGUUCCUCAGGCAGAGCAGCUUGUGAGGGACACAGGCUCAGCAGUUCCCAGGACCCACGGGCUCAGCGAGAUAAAAGCAUGUUUCGUGGGGUGAAGCACUCCAGAGGACGUAAGGGGAGCCAAUACCUCAGGGACAGAGCUGGGAAAAGAGUGUACGUAGCUUUAAGCUUGACCUUGGCUAGUUGUAGAAAAGUGCUUUGUUCCAUGAUGUUCAGAAGCAGUGAUCCAGGGAGAGGAAAUUAUGUGGAGGUAGCUGGGGUUCGAGGGGGCUAUGGCAACUGGGUCUUCAGGACAGAUCAACUUAGGAGAGAAAGAAGGAGGAGGGUGAGGUGAGAAAAAGAAGCUUGAAGUUGAGGACAACUUGGCAGUGACAGUCUGUAGGCUGGGCGUGAGGUGGGGGAUGUGAGGGAGCUACUGAUGCCAACCCCAGAAAGAGGCCAACGCGUGGGGGCACCACCGAGAUCGAUCCCAAAGUAGGCAGAGCUGGGCGGCUGGAACUGAGCGGGUGCAAGGAAGUUGUUAGGUGAAGGUUAAGGAAGGGGCAGACAGGCCAGGCCUAGGACAGGAAGCCAGAGCAGUUAUGGCAGGACUUCCCACCCGUCACUGUUGUUGUUUUUUCAAAGAAAACAAGAUAAUAGGAGAGUAACAAUGGUUAAUACAUUGUUUAUUGUUAUCCUGAAAUUAGUUACUCUGAGUACAAGAUAUAGGCAUUUGUUGGUGGUGGUUUUGUUUUUUUUCUGGUACCGGGAAUGGAACGCACGACGUUGU
This is a messenger RNA of Chinchilla lanigera (long-tailed chinchilla), 2355 nucleotides long. RefSeq names its product fatty acid desaturase 6 (gene Fads6). NCBI's taxonomy places the organism in Eukaryota, Metazoa, Chordata, Mammalia, Rodentia, Chinchillidae. Bases 78 to 1103 code for a protein of 341 amino acids. Gene Ontology annotation, cellular component: membrane. The record is from RefSeq and is a predicted model, not a curated record. Gene Ontology annotation, biological process: lipid metabolic process. The transcript is spliced from 6 exons. Gene Ontology annotation, molecular function: oxidoreductase activity, acting on paired donors, with oxidation of a pair of donors resulting in the reduction of molecular oxygen to two molecules of water.